GCCUCCUGAGCAGCAGCCAGCAUUGCAGUUGAAACUGGUUAGCUUUGAGGGAAGAAGGUUUUUUUUCAGGAGUAAUGGCUUAUCUUAGAGCCUGGAAGCCCCCAGACACCUUUCUAAGGAGACAAAACUCCAACAUCUCUUUCCAAAUCUAAACUGUGGCUAGUGAUGUGACUUACACCCUGAAGGUAGAUUUCUCUUUAGACCGUGGAGAGGAGGGAUUCCUCUGGGUCUGUCUUGAUCGGUGAUCAUGAACAAUAAUUUCUGUCGGGCCUUGGUGGACCGGAGAUCCGUGGCUUCCCCAAGCUGUAUGCAGCUGGGGAUCGUGGCCCCUCCUGGGCAUUCCCACCUCCCCCCUACUGAGUCCUUAAUGAGCAUGCCUUUCCUGCUCUACCCCAGCAAUGUGGAGCCAGCCUAUUAUGACACAUAUGGUGGGGUGUUCCCCUAUGUCCCAUUCCACGGCCCCUUUGGAGUCUAUGACUACCCUUUUGAACCAGCCUUCAUCCAGAAACGCAACGAGAGGGAGCGGCAGAGGGUGAAGUGUGUCAACGAGGGCUACGCCCGGCUCCGGGGGCACCUUCCAGGUGCGCUGGCAGAGAAGAGACUCAGCAAAGUGGAGACCCUUCGAGCUGCCAUCCGCUACAUCAAAUACCUGCAAGACCUGCUUAGCACAGCCCCAGAAAGCACAGCUUCCACCGCUGGAGGUGGUCUCCUGGGUGGAGGACCAGCUCCCAACCCUCCACCUGGCCCUCUAACAGACUGCACCAGUGACGGUGAAUCCAAGGCCUCUUCCUCCCAGGUCCCAGAGUCUUCCUCUUCAUCCUACUUUUCCUCAUCCCCCUUCUGUGAAUCAGAGGAAUCUAGUCACUGAAUCCCCCUCGUGCCUACAAUCCCUCCCCUUUCUCUCUUUGUCCCUUUUACUUUGACUCAAGAAGGAUAACA
Molecule: messenger RNA, 939 nt
Organism: Phascolarctos cinereus (koala)
Lineage: Eukaryota; Metazoa; Chordata; Mammalia; Diprotodontia; Phascolarctidae
Gene: ASCL5
Product: achaete-scute family bHLH transcription factor 5
Biological process (GO): developmental process; regulation of transcription by RNA polymerase II
Molecular function (GO): protein dimerization activity; DNA-binding transcription factor activity, RNA polymerase II-specific; RNA polymerase II transcription regulatory region sequence-specific DNA binding
Source: RefSeq, a predicted model, not a curated record